GAAGCAUUGCCAUGUAUGAAGCAAAGGAAAGACAGAAGUUUAUCAGUGAUGCUCAGUACCUGAGAGAGAUGCAGCACAAAAUGGAUACAGAGUAUCAGGCUUGCCUGAGAAAGCAAGAACAGACUAAAGAGCCAUCUGAGAAGAAGCGAGAGCAACACACUAGACAGGAACUGCGGCAGACCAGUAUAUCGUCCAUCUCUGCUGUGCGCAGUUAUGAAAAGCCGUGGAUUUCAAAACUUCCCAUUAAUAGACAGACCUCUUCUGAUGAAGCUUCUGGCUGUGAACUGAAAUCCACUAUAAAGUCUCUUCGGAACAAAUCAGAAGCUAAGUUUCCUGCCAUUGAUAAAACAUCUGUUAAGCAGAAGCAAAAACCAACCACAUGCUCCAGAAAACCAGAAAAAAAUGGAUGUUGCCCCAAAAAAGACACUCCAGCUUUCCAGAAGCCAAUUUUAUCAAGAAGACGAAUGAACCAGAGAAGUUUGUUGGAAAAUCCAGACUCCGAGAAUAUGCAAAGAGUGGAAGGAAGGGGGAGAAAAACACCAGUGCUGCAUGGACUAGCAAAGAAUACUAGAGGGUCUGACCAGAAUGAGCGGGAGACGUGCGGGAGGCAGACGGCAUCGUCGAAAGGACCCGGGAAAAACCACCCACAAGAUGUCACAGGACAAAGAAAUGGCCCUGCUCUCAAGACUAAGAAAAAAUAUCAAGAAAGAAGGAACUUUGUCCAAUCCUCUAAACUAAGCAUGGAUAGCAAAACCCUUGAAAAGGAACUCAGAAAAGGGAAUGUUCUAACAUCAGCUCAGCAGCCCUCGACUAACCCGAUGGAUUCUGCUGUUCAGGUUGCUAAUGGUCCUUCCAUAUCAAGCGAGUCAAACAAUUCAAACCUUCCACCCAUUAAGAAUACCCCUAUAAGGCCCAAAGAAGAUGAUUAUUAUGCAAAGUUGUGCUCAAAUUUGGAAGAUUCUACUGGAGAGAAUGAAGACACCAAAGAUGUUAACCCCUUAGAAGAAGAACUUCUUUCCGUUGAGUUCAAUAUGCCUCCUCUUCUUGAUCAAAGUAGCAGGAUUACUGGGAAUUCUUUAACCCAGGUGGAACAGCAUUACUUUGAAAUGGGAGUUGGGGGUGAUGGAAGAAGGGCUGAACUUCCCCAUAGAUUGCUACGGCAACAUAAUAUAGCAGGGGACACAGCUAUUGAACAAGCUUCAUCUGGGCAAAGAAAGACAAGGGACCAAAGGAAGCCUUAUGCUCUUGAAGAAAAUCUUUUGGAAGAGGCUCAUAAAAAUGAAGGUGAAAAUUUAGCAUUUAGUGCAAGAAGCCCACGUGCUGACAGCAGGCCAGGAAGUGCAGCAGCUGACGAAGCUAUUAGUCAUUUAAUUUCUACUGAAGACUGGCCAGGGAGCAACAUCUAUGGCAGAGAAAGACAGUGUUUUGAUAGCAAUCAAAGAAGUUACGUUGGACUUGUUAAUUCAGCUAGGCCAACAGUUCAAAGGCCUUCCAUGCGUUCUACGUUUAAUAUCCCAGGCUCUUUAGUACAACCUGCAAACAGAACCGAGGCUGCAGGUAGUGUGGAUGUUGCUACAGCUUCUAUGCAAGUUACAGAACUGAAUGGAAGCCCAAGGUUCACUGCUCGCAGACAACUAUCUCCUAUAAGAAUCAGGGAUUCCUUUUCAGCUGCUGAAAGUUGUCACUCUUCAUCACCCACAAUCAGCACCUUUGAGGACAGUAGCUUGCUUGAGGAUAGUAUAAGCAAUGGUCUAAGCAGCAUAUCUCCAAGCACCACUUCUCAUGAUGAAGACAACUUUCUGAAUUCCCACAGCUCCUCAUCUUCCACAGAUUCUGUUCACCCAUCUCUUUUCCGGGCAAACUUUACAGCACAUCUUCACAUGACUGGUCCUCUGCCCGAUCAAGUACCAAUUUUCCUGACGGUAUCUGAUUUGCGAAAUCAGAGCAACUUCAUGAGCAGUACAACUGCUUGCAGUUCACUAAGUGCAAAGGAGAUUAAUAAACCUGAGACCGAUCCUGAGAAACUGAAAAAAUUGCAAGAGAGUCUCCUGGCAGAAGACUCUGAAGAGGAAGGAGAUCAGUGUCGGAUAUGUCAGAUUGCUGGAGGAUCCAUAACCAAUCCCCUGCUAGAACCAUGUGGGUGUGGCGGGACUCUUCGGUUUGUUCAUCAGGAAUGUUUAAAGACCUGGUUAAAGGCCAAGAUAAAAUCAGGUGCUGAGCUUGGUGCAGUGAAAACAUGUGAACUCUGUAAGCAGAGCCUUACUGUAGAUCUGGAUGAUUUUAAUGUGAAUGACUAUUACAGGAAUCAUCAGCAGUCUCGGGCCCAGGACGAGCUAAUGAAUUCGGGUCUCUACCUUGUGCUGCUCCUUCACCUGUAUGAGCAAAGAUUUGCAGAACUUAUGAGAUUAAACUACAACCAAGCCUCAAGAGAUAGACUCUCAAGACAACCUAGAACAGAGGAAAAUCAAAAUUCAGCUAAUUCUGGCAACAGUGGCUAAGAAUUAUCAAGGAGGAUUUAAAGAAAAGAACUCUCUUUGGGAAUCUGACAGAGAGCCCUUCUCCGCACCCUUCCACUUCCACCCUCUUUCUUAACACCAGGCCACAAUGAGUAUGUGCACCAUUCAUAUUCAGUGUCACUCAUUUAAAUCUAAAGCCUUGUAAGGGUCUGGGGUUGUGUUGGCUGUUUGUGUGGUUUGGUUCUUGUGUUUUGUUUUGUUUCAAGUUGUAAUAUUGUCUGGCCAUCUUUUUGGAAACACCAUGGGUUAUGAAGCGCAACUUGCAGAGUGUAGAACUUGCAAUCUCUCCCGCUGACUGGCCACCAGUUACUCAAAUCACAACGUAAACAAUGGCUAGGAGAGUUAUGUGUGUCUUUUACUGACCUUUGGCAACUGUUUGAGAUUAUGAACUGGAUAACUACUUUUGCCACACCUGUUCUAGAAUCCUGUUCUGUGCCAGACUUGCACUUCUGUGAAUCUGGGGUUUCUUGGAGCUCGAGAAUGGUUUUGAACAUUAAAACUGAAUUGUACGCCCAGCCUUGUCACAGGACAUUCCAUUGCACACAAAUGUAAAUGUAUUGAUGUACUAUUGUAUGAGCAACUUUUAUGACAUUACUGCCUUCCCUUA
Elgaria multicarinata webbii is the source of this 3123-nucleotide messenger RNA. RefSeq names its product membrane associated ring-CH-type finger 10 (gene MARCHF10). The transcript has 11 exons. NCBI's taxonomy places the organism in Eukaryota, Metazoa, Chordata, Lepidosauria, Squamata, Anguidae. The record is from RefSeq and is a predicted model, not a curated record. The coding region runs from base 12 to 2498 and encodes 828 amino acids. Gene Ontology annotation, molecular function: zinc ion binding.